Molecule: messenger RNA, 1743 nt
Organism: Magnusiomyces paraingens
Lineage: Eukaryota; Fungi; Ascomycota; Dipodascomycetes; Dipodascales; Dipodascaceae
Exons: 2
Coding region: 1-1743 (580 amino acids)
Source: RefSeq, a predicted model, not a curated record
AUGAAAACCUCCAUUAUGAACCUCCCCGAGGAAAUCCUCGAAGAAAUCCUUACAUAUGCUGCUUUUGACUGCCACGGUGACUGCUGCGAUAAACAAUACGACCGGGUCUGUUACAAUCAAUACCGUGGAAUUGUUCAGACGUGCAAAAAGUUUCGCAGAAUAGGCGGAAACAUCUACUGGAAACAGCUUAAUGUUCCUUCGAUUUCAAAUGAUAACUCUUUGGUACCACGAAGAGUGACCAAAACAUGUAUUCCUCAUGAUAUUGAAAAUUAUGUGACAGAACUCAACAUUGGGUCCACACACUCGGUAGUCUCACGCAUUGACGGCUCGCGAGACGAACAACAGCACGUCGAAUGGUGGGGUGUAUUGCUCAACUGGGACGUGCUCCCCCGUUUACGCAAAAUUACAAUCAACGGGACUGUGGCAGCUUCGCGUGUCAACUCAGGGCUGGCCAAGUCACCCUGCCACACUCUGAAUGACCCGGAGGCUCUCGAACAACUUGCCUGGUUUGCAGAGUCCACACCUGCGGGUCGCCAGCCACCAGAGAUGCAUAUUUAUGGUGUUGAUGAAACAGUUGUCAUGGCCAUGAGCAAUUAUCCAGCACUUCAAAAAUGUAUUCGCACGUUGUGGUUCCAUGACCAGCUUGAUGAUACGGGAUCGUCGAUUAAACGUACGCUGCCAGAUUUUGGCCGUGCUUUAGCUGGAAUGACGCAACUACGAGACUUGUCCAUCUCGGUGGGUGCCCCGGCGGUUGCCAACUUUACCCACUUUCUGCAGGUCCUGGGGAAGUUCCCGUACCUGAAGAAGCUCCACCUUUCUUAUGGCACGCGACCAGUUAUGGAUGAUAGCCCGCUGGCAUUGGGUGUUCAUAAUUUUCGUCCUAUAGUCCCGCCAUCUUUGGAAGUUUUGGACUGUCCUUAUAGCUUUUUGGAGCUACUUAAUUUAUUGGAACCUUUUACUGAUCGUACAUUCCAGGAGAUUCAUGACCUGACGCUGCAUGUGGAUCGCAGACGGGUUACUUUAGAUUUGCCAUUUUACAGCCUUGAAGCUUUCCAAGUAUAUAUGCAAAAUUGCGACAAUGUGCGGUCAUAUACGGUUGAAGGGUUGCUUGAUAUGGUUGCUCAUAAUGCGCGCACACUAAAACGCCUUGCGGUGGCCAAAAUGGAUUUCACUGAUGUCAUGGACCUGCCGCACGUCAACCCAAACCUUGAAGAACUCCACAUUGGCAUUCUCAUUACUGGCAACCUUCCGGUUUGGACUCCAGUGCUUGACUACUUGCAAGACUUAAAGAAGCUUAAGCACCUUACACUUAAUGUCAACUCCAUUCGUCAGUUAUCUACUCGUAUGUUUGGCACGCUGUUAACACGGAGUCCUAUUUCUGAAGAUAGUUAUGAGCCUAGCACUCAACUUCAAACAGUCACUAUUAAGUUUAACCGCACAGAAUCCAUUUCUAAGCUGCCUAGUAUUGUUGCUUCUGUGAAUGGUACCAAGAGCUAUAACCUAACAAGCCAUGCAUCUUUUCAUAAGGCUCGCUAUAUGAUGGAUGAGGUGCCAGGCGUUGAUAAUCAUCGGGUUCCGGAGUAUCUUUGGGAAGACGGGUCUAUUUGUGCGGCACAUGUUGUGUUUGAUGCCAGAGCCAUAUCGAUGGAUUUGUAUCCUGACUACUAUUCGGGCAAGUACAAGACUAGAAACCCGUAUAGUAAUACCAGCAGUGUUGCUAAUAGCGAUGAUGAAAUGUAUUAA